UGUGUAUUUCUCUCUUGUCUUGUUGCUCUUCCAUUGCUGCCAUGGGUGGCUUUUGCAAAGUUUUCUUUUUGAUUUGUUGCUGUCAUUUUUUGGUAUCUUCUCAAGCUGUAGUUUCAGUCCAGUGCUUCGAUGACCAUGUGGUUGUGGACGUCCCACUUAACAGUUUUGCAUCCCCAAUUAAUAAAGAGGGUCUAAUGCUUGGCUCCUGUCCAAUGACUUCCUUUGACCCUCUGAACAACACCGUGAGUUUUGUCCGUGGGUUGCUGGACUGUCGCUUUAGCAGAUUGGUGACUCCAAGUCAACUCCUCUACAGUGUGGAGCUGACCUACAACUGGACUGGAAGUCCAUCCUCUGCCUUCCCAGUGUCCAUUGACUGCUUGUUCAAUAAGUCGGCUAGCUGGACCCCACUGAUGCCCUUGCCUGCAGGGGGUUAUGCUUCUGGAGUGGGCCACCUAGACUUUGUCAUGCUGAUCAUGAACAGUGACUUUACUGAACCAAGCCCCUCUACCACAUUCUUUCUGGGUGACCCGAUAAACCUGGCAGCAUCUGUUGACCAGUACAGCCACAUGCCGCUCAUAAUCUUUCUGGACAGUUGCGUUGCAGCCACCACACCCGUGCUGACCAACUCUGAUCUGGUUUACCCUCUCAUCAACAACCAUGGGUGUCUCAUUGAUGGGUUGAAUGCUGACUCCUACUUCCACCCAAGGGAAACAACCUCUGAACUGUAUGUCACCAUCCAGGCCUUCAGGUUCACAAAUGUUACUUCUGAGGUCUACAUCCAUUGUUCCUUGAUCGCCUGGGAUCCUGCACAACUAGAUGUGACUAAGAAGGCCUGCUCUUACAACCCUAUUACUCAAGGGUGGGAGGCUCUGGACACCCCUGGAACAAACUCCGUGUGCAGCUGUUGUAGCUCCGUGUGCACCACCAGGAAGAGGCGAGAUGCAGGUAACGGCCUGAAGAAGGAGGUUGUCGUGGGACCUCUGAUUAUCAUACCUCAGGUACCUGUGACCAACAGCAUUCCAGUGGACAACACUUCGCAGCCAAUGUCCCUGCUAAGUAAGGAACAGGCCAUCUCCUGGUUCCCACUGGCUGCCCCUUUUCUCGGCGUUGGCCUCCUCGGUCUCCUCUUCCUUGGUGUCUAUUUCCUGUACUGGAGGCGUAGAACCACAGAGCUGAAGGCCAGCAAGGAGCCUCUGAUGCCCAACAGGAGUGGGAUGGUGGACACCCUUACAUGUCACUUAUCUAGGGAGUAUUAAAAAAUAAUAAACCUUUCAAUUUCCAAGUA
Messenger RNA from Erpetoichthys calabaricus (reedfish), 1285 nucleotides. RefSeq names its product zona pellucida sperm-binding protein 3-like. Gene Ontology annotation, cellular component: extracellular matrix. Gene Ontology annotation, molecular function: acrosin binding. Lineage: Eukaryota; Metazoa; Chordata; Cladistia; Polypteriformes; Polypteridae. The record is from RefSeq and is a predicted model, not a curated record. Bases 42 to 1256 code for a protein of 404 amino acids. The transcript has 10 exons. Gene Ontology annotation, biological process: positive regulation of acrosome reaction; egg coat formation; binding of sperm to zona pellucida.